Molecule: messenger RNA, 3458 nt
Organism: Diprion similis
Lineage: Eukaryota; Metazoa; Arthropoda; Insecta; Hymenoptera; Diprionidae
Product: myb-like protein X
Exons: 6
Coding region: 301-2652 (783 amino acids)
Biological process (GO): hemocyte migration
Cellular component (GO): membrane
Molecular function (GO): growth factor activity
Source: RefSeq, a predicted model, not a curated record
UCGGGCGAGUGUCUCAGUGAGGGUGUUGAGAGUUGGUGCAGGGUGUUGAGAUAAGGCGUAAAAUAAAUGCAGUUAUCAAGUGCGGCGGGUGGAUAGUUUUUUAGUUCGCGUCGUCGCGGUUGCCGCUGUUUUUCAAACGAGGAUGAGGGUAAGCCAGUGUCUGCAGUGAUUCCCCGCAAGCUGUGAGAAAGAAACGUACAUUGGACUGACCAAGGAUGCUCGACACCUGCCGGACGGAGUCCGAUUAAGCUUGCGACGACACUAGAGGACAUCGGUGCGAAGAGCAGACUCGUCGGGACAAUGAUGCCGAGAAUAAUCCUCCCCCUCCUGACGGGGAUCGCGGUUCUUGCGACUUGUCUGGAGGGCAGGUAUCACCUCGAGGCGACGGGGCUGAGGCACCACAGACACGACCGGCACCAUAAAGUCUGGGACCAAGAGCUGGUGGUCAGAGGAUCGCGGCGGCGAGCUUGGGAGGAGAACCACGACGAGGAGCGUUACGUGCCUCGGGAGAGGUUCGAGCUUCAAAGGCGGUGGCGGAAUCGGGUGGAGGAGAGACGAGAUUCGAAGCGAGAUCGGUACUUCCGGGGCGAUUCGCGGCGUCCCGGGUCCCACGCGACUUCCGGGCGAACGUGGGGCUUCCGGAACCCCGUUGAACCCUACGGUGGUAAGUGGCGUCAGGACGAGGACGCCGAGGACUACGAGGUCCGUGAUAGGCGGCGGGGACGGGGGCGGGGGUGGGUCUACGAGGACGAGGACGAGGGGUACGAGUCCGACGACGAGGAGUUUUAUCCUCCGAGGCGAGCACCGAAGCCCAGGAAGAAUCGACACGAGGCGAGACGGCACCGCGUCGAGGAUGAGGACGAGGAGUAUUACGAGUACGACGAUGAGUACGAGGACGAUUACGAGGACUACGAUCUCCAGGACACCGACCCUCGGCCACCGCCCAGGCACAGGGGGAGGAAACACGAGCCGCGAGGGAAGAAGGGAUCGAAACUGCUUUUGACCCAUGAGGAGGACGAUGUUAACGAGGUCGAAAAGCGCGACGAGGACGAAGACGAGGAAGAGGACGAGGAGGAUAUCUGGGGCGAGAAUGAAGACGAGGAUUACGACGAGACCGUCGACGAGUCGGUCGAGGCCGGCGUGGAGGACUCCUCGACCAUCAAGGCCAUCGACGAGGUUAUCAGGUCCCUCAAGGCCAAGCCUCCUCCGACUACACCGAGGUCCGUGACUCGGCGGGAUUACAGGAACGUCGAGACGGAGAGGUACGUGCCGAGGGGACGGUCCCAUCCUCAUCCCUAUUCUCGGCCUUAUAAUCGCGAGGCCGUGAAACCGAGUCCGAAACAGCCGCACAGGACAGCGCAUAAAAGAACGCCGGUUGGUAAUCCGGGCGGGUAUAUUAGCACAGCCACGACGACGACGACGUCGACCCUGCCGAAGUACACCAACGAGUUAUCGGCUCCGAUGAAAAAUUCAUCAUUUGGAAAGAUGGCCAAGGGGAGGAAUAAGACUUCCGGUAUCACGGAUCAAUCUACCGAACAUCCCGGUAUCGACUCGAGGACUAAAAACAUCGAACAGGACUAUGAGGAGUACGAGAAUGACGGGAGCGACGAUAAACCCGAGGACGUCGACGACGCUGACGGUGAUGCCGACAAGAAAUGGACCUCUGAGAAGGAUCAGGAUUACGCUGAUGAGGAGAACGAGGAUGAAACCGAAAGGCCAACGCUACCAUCUUCGACGACCACCACCUCAACUCUGCCUCCAACGACGACGACGACGACAACCAUAAAACCAACUCCACCACCCGUUCAUACACGUCCCUUUGAUCAUCGACAGUCAAGAUUAUCGGACGCUAGGGCUCGGUCAAGUGGAUUGACGAACGUCCAGACCACCUCGACCGAGUACCCGCCAAUGAGCAACUACAGUGCCUACAAGUGGGACACCCUGGGCUCGAGGAAAGCUGUCAGCGAGAGUCGACGAACACCGAACAGACACAGCAAUCCCGACAUCUCGAAGGCCAUCGACCAUGUCCGAAUGAUGAACAAAGAGGGCACCUGUCGACUGCCUCGUCCAAGGGUCGUUUCCGUGCGCGACGUCUAUCCGAGCCCUUCCAAGACCUACAAGCCUCACUGCACCAUGCUUCACAGAUGCGCCGACGACACGGGAUGCUGCGCCUCUGACACGACAUGCGUACCGAAACACAUCGACACCAUCGAGCUGUCAUUCUACGCUUCGGUGAUAGAUGGACGUACGCAGGUGGAAAAACUCAAGUUCGAAAAUCACACCGAGUGCGAAUGCCGCCCGAGAAGCGAUCCGAGAUUAAGAGACACGGGACAAGAACCGCCGUCGAAUAUACAAAAGCCAAAAAAAUCAUGCAAGUGCCCGACGCAUUUUGCACCCAAGAUAACGCCCGAGGGUGAAUGCGACUGCACUUGUCCGGAUAAUCUGUUGGUCUGCGUACGACUCAGACGAGGAAAGGAUUAUUUCUCGGUUCAAGAUCGAUGGUGCAUUCAAAACGACAUUUGCACAUUGCCACCUUGCGAUUUCGGGGAGUACAUGAGAAAGCAGGGCCGAUGUCCCCAUAAAACGGAGAUAUUCUUCCGGCCAAAUUACUACAGCAAGAGACACGCCGAUAAUGGUUACCAAAGUCAUUGAUACCGAUAGCCUGCAAGGCUUCUGAAAGGGAAGAAGAAAUGGAAGUGAAAAGGAAGUAAAAAAGAGAAACAAAUUCGAACUUCAUGCGUGAAUGUGUUAUCUUAGCGCGUUAUAGCCGCCAGUUUAUUACCGUGAAAACAACUGUGCCAAUAGAGGCGAAAAAAAAAAAUAAAAAAAUAAAGUAAAAAAUAAAAAACGAAUAGAGAAGAAGAGUAACGUGAUUUAUGAUCACGCGAACGAAUUAUGGUGCCAUUAAUUGUCAGUGCCUUGUGGAACGUUUGUGCCGUAAGCCUUAAUUUACGAUAUUUUUGUAUUAUGUAGGACGGAUAUUUGAUACUUAUAUAAUAUUUACAUACCAGUGAAUCAUCGACCAAAUCACGUUUAAUACUAUACAGUAUGAAAAUGACUCUGUACCCAAGACGAGAAAAUCCGCAUGAAUCUAUACAAGGAAUUCUGAGAAUGAGAAGAAAUCGUAGUAAUUUUUUGUUCAAAUAUAAAUUAUUUGGAAAGAAUCACCAACGAUUGACGUAUCGUUUCUAAAAUAAUAUUGACAAUAUGCUGCCCAAGUCCCAUGGGGGACCUUUGUCGACAAUGUUCGAACAGAUUUCUCAUAACUGAUAACAAGUUAUCAUAAAUUUCGAAGAAAUCGACAACAUAAAAAAAAAUGUCUGAGUUUGAUGAAGAAUGUUUACACAACUGUGGCAUAUUCUUGCACAAUUUCUGUGAAAAAUUUUACAAGAAGCAUGUGAAAUCAUGAAAUGUUUGUUCCCAGCAGCUUGAUAACUUGUAUUUGAUUACUCAAAGUG